CUAAUUCUAAUUAUAAUUAUAAUUAUAACCAUUAUAAUCUUUAAAAUCUAAUAACAAUGAAUAAAGAACAGAUAUUUUUUGAUGACAAUGGAAAUUUGAUUUCAGUUUUUGAUUUAGAUCCCUCAGUGCUUACAAGAUUUUACAGACAACAGUUAUAUGAGCAAGCUAAAUAUGGUAAAGUAAUUACCAAAACACCAAAUGAUUUACCAUGAUUUAAGUUGAUUUAAGAUGAUUUCAAUUGAAAGGUCA
Molecule: messenger RNA, 249 nt
Organism: Ascoidea rubescens DSM 1968
Lineage: Eukaryota; Fungi; Ascomycota; Saccharomycetes; Ascoideales; Ascoideaceae
Exons: 1
Coding region: 57-212 (51 amino acids)
Source: RefSeq, a predicted model, not a curated record